CCUAGAGAGGCACGGUGGCUGGAUGACGCCUGAUGGUUCAACAGUCACUAUGACUGGACACAGCAGUGUUUACACCAGGAACUUGGCUGAAGGAUUCUCUGAGGCCUCCAACCCUUACAAAGCAUCAUCAGCCAGCGUUUGUUUGGCAGCCAUGGCUUGGCCCCGUGUGCGGCUGGUUGUCACCGCUGAUGACUUUGGUUACUGCCCGCGGCGCGAUAAGGGCAUCGUGGAGGCCUUCCUGGCAGGCACUGUGACCAGCGUGUCACUGCUGGUGAACGGCACAGCGGCAGAGAGCGCGGCCGAGCUGGCCCGCAGGCACAGCAUUCCCACGGGCCUUCACGCCAACUUGACUGAGGGCCGUCCUGUGGGUCCGGCUCGCCACCACGCCUCGUCGCUCCUCAGCCCGGAAGGCUUCUUUCUCGGGAAGAUGGGAUUUCGGGAGGCUUUAACGGCUGGAGAUGUUGCUUUGCCCCAGGUGCGGGAGGAACUAGAAGCUCAACUCAGCCGCUUCCGGGAGUUGUUGGGCAGGUCCCCCACGCACGUGGACGGGCACCAGCACGUGCACGUGCUCCCAGGCGUGUGUCAGGUGUUCGCAGAAGCUCUGCAGUCGUUCCGGGUGCGCUUCACACGGCUACCAGUGGAACGCGGCGUGGGCAGCUGCGCGUGGCUGGAAGCGCCAGCGCGUGCCUUCGCCUGUACGGUGGAGCUGGACGCCCGGGCCGCCAUGGGCCCCUUCUCCCGCCACGGCCUGCGGUGGACCGAUGCCUUUGUGGGCCUGAGCACUUGUGGUCGACAUAUGUCUGUUCACCGAGUCUUGGCAUCACUGGCGCGGGCCCUGGAAGAUAUACCUGCUGACCGCGCCCUGACUGCUGAACUGAUGGCACAUCCAGGAUACCCCAGUGUGCCUCCAGACGGGGGCUGCGGUGAGGGUCCUGAUGCUUUCUCUUGUUCUUGGGAGCGGCUGCAUGAGCUGCACGUCCUCACGGCACCCACGCUGCGGGCUCGGCUGGCCCAGAAUGGUGUGCAGCUCUGUGCCAUAGAUGACCUGGAUUCUAAAAGGCCUGGGGAAGGGGUCCCCUGUGAGGCAACUCUGGAGCCCUUCCUGGAGCCUUCCCCACCCUGACACCAAAGGCCAGCUACAGACUGCCUCUCUUGUAGAGGAAGGCCAGAGCUAAAGCUCUGGUUCAGCCUGGAACCAGGCCUUGGAGCAGGGGCCUGGCUUUCCAGGGUGACAAGUCACUAACCCUGUCCCCAGGUCCUCACAGGACCUCGAGGCUGACAGACGGGGAGUCUGUGAAGUCUGAUUUAAGGCCUGCUGAGCAUUUGGUGCCAAUUUAUGUUACAAUUACAACCACUUGUUUAGUGGAGCAGUGGAGAGAGGUUGGUGUGUUAAUAAAAUGUCUUUCAGAUUUG
This is a messenger RNA of Phodopus roborovskii (desert hamster), 1413 nucleotides long. It is a transcript of the gene Ydjc, whose product is annotated as YdjC chitooligosaccharide deacetylase homolog. Lineage: Eukaryota; Metazoa; Chordata; Mammalia; Rodentia; Cricetidae. Gene Ontology annotation, biological process: carbohydrate metabolic process. The record is from RefSeq and is a predicted model, not a curated record. Gene Ontology annotation, molecular function: deacetylase activity. The transcript is spliced from 6 exons. Bases 23 to 1123 code for a protein of 366 amino acids.